AUGGUUGAAAGUGUGACAGUAGUGUUAUAACUGACGUAAACGAUGGAAAAUUGUAAAUAUAUCGCUGUAAUUAUAACAGCUGAUAAUAAGUUAUUUUGCGUAUGAUAUCCUAGAUAAAAAAAUUUACUAAAAAAUUAUAGUGAUAAGUAAACAAAUAAAUGAUUGAAAUUUCCUAUGAUAUUCUUCCAAGCAUAUUAUUGAACUGUGUACUAAUGUAUUCUUGGAAAUGAUGUUAAUAAAAUAGUCAAGAAUUCUUACAAGUAUUAUAUCUAAGCUUUAUCAAGAAUGCAGAACAGCUUUAAUAAUUUUGAUACAUAGUUAUUAAAAUUAAUGAACAUAGAAAUGGAUAGUAAUACAUGUCAUAUGAUUGACAAUAUUGUAUCAACAUCGUGUCCUGACAUGUCCAAAGGACUAUUGCCUACUAAUGACAAUGUUAAUUGCAACAUUAAAUCAUCAAACAUAGAUGAUUUUACUGAAAAAAUGGAUGUUGCUGCCUUAAAAACUUGCCAAGCAAUAGAAAGCAAUGUUUCGCCUUUGGUUGAAGAAAACUUUAAUCAAAAUACAAUGCAACUAGUGAUAAAACCAAGUAUUACAUUAGAAUCUUCCAGUAUGGAUACCUCUACUGAUUAUAAAACAAUGGCAAAUUUGCCUGCUGUAAAUAAUUCGAUAGAGUCAUCUGUCAGUAAUGGCCAAGAACAAAAUAAAAUUUUUGAACAGCCAACAUUAAAUGACCAAAAUAAAUUUGUCAAAUUUUCGCUGCCAUCAAAUUCGAUUAAUUUAAUACAGUCUAGUACACCUUUUAUAAAUAAAAGCAAACAUUUAUUUAAUCUUAUCACUGAAAAGUCUACAAACAUCAUGGAAAGAACUUUAUUACCACAGUAUUUAGUUGUACGAAAUGAUUUAAACGAUAAAAAGAGACUAGAAUACACAGUUACAGCAAACUCAAUGAAAAGUUCAGAAGAAAAAGUUCAAGAAUCUAACCCAAUGAGAUCAAGUGUUAAUAUGAAUGAAAAGAAUCAAAUAGCUCAACAUGAACAGCAUCACAACAUGGAAAAUGGUAGUAUUAAUGAAUCAAAUGAUAUAAAUAAGAAAUUAUUGAAUACUGAAAUUACGAACAGUAUUGAAAACGAUAAAGAUAAUUUAAAUAGUAAAGAUAAAGUUUUUUCUCAAAUAAUUCAUGAAGAUAAAAUCAAGCCAAUUGAUGAAGUUGAUUUAACAAAGCAAACAACGGACGAAAUUUUGAAUAUGGAUUAUACAGAAUUGUUAAAAGAAUAUAAACGUAUGCGAGACGAAAAAUUGAUGUUGGAGGUAAAAGUAAAACGAUUGGAAAGCUGUACGUCUAAGGUGAAUAAUGGUGAAGAAGAGGUAAGUAAUAUUGAUGAUCGUGAAAAGACGAUAGAAAGACUUACAAAUGAGUUACGAACUGCACUAACACAUCAGGAUGAAAUGCAAAAAGAAUUAGCUAUGGCUAAUAGGGAAAAAGAAAGUAUGGUAAUGAAAUAUGUAGGAAGUGAGAAACAAUUAUUGGACAAUCAGAAAGCUAAAAAUCUGGCAGAAAAGAAAAUAAAGGAUUUAGCUAGAGAUUAUGAAAUGCUUGAAUGUAAGUGGAAACAUGCUCAUAAUGAACGUAUAAGAAUUAGUAACAUACUUGAUGCGAGAAGUAAAGAGUUAUUGGAAUUACAAAAAGAAGUUGAUAAAUUGAAAGAAGAUAUAGAUGUUAGAGAAGUUAAGCUCAAGUGGACUCAGACAAAAUUAAAAAGUGAAAUGGAAAUGCACAAGGAAACUCAUGAAAAAUUAGACAAAGCUUUGAUUCAAAUAAAUCAAAUGAAAGAAGAGUUUGAAAGAAUUCGAAAAGAGUCUCAUGAUACUAUAAAGAAAUUCCAACAAUCAGAAGAAAACAAAGCUGUAACUUUAGACCACCAACUGAAGGAGCAGCAUGCACAGCUUAUUUUAGAACGGCAUGUAACUGAAGAUAAAGAAAUGUUAAGAUUACAAUUAGUCAAAGAAGUUGAAACGUUAAAAAAUCGACAACAUAUUCUAAUGGAAGAGAAUAAUACUUUAAGUCUAAAAAUUGAAGAGCUAGAAAAAAAUAAACUUGAUUAUGAAAAUAAUAUCAGUAAUUUGAAGGCUAUUUCGGAUCAAAGACAAAAGGAAAUAAUUGAAUUAACUGAGAAGCUUUGUAAUUUAAACAAAUUAAAAUUAGAAUUAAUCAAUAAAGAAGAAUGUCUUGUUGCAACUCAAGCUGAAUUAAAUAAAUUGAAAUCAGCGAAUAAAGAAUUGCAAGUAGAUAUGGAAUGUUGUUUACAAAGAGAGUCAAAUAUGUUAGAAUUUACUCAAAAAUUAACAGAUAAAAAUGUUCAACUACAAUCAGAAUUUUCUGCCAUUGAAGCAAAAGCUAAUCAACUUCAAGUGGAACAGGGCCCAUUGCAUGAAACCAUAGUUCAAUUGAAGGCCAAAGUGAAGACACUUCAAGAUAAUUUGACAGCAGAGAAAAAUAAAAGGAUUGAAGAGUGCGAAAUUUUAGCUAGACAUGUUGCAGAGCAAACACAGUUAGCUCAAAAUCUUACGCAAAUGCUUGAAGAUAGUCGAGGAGAAAAUACUGUCUUAAAACGGAAACAUCAGAUGUCUAUAAAAGAAUUGACCCGAGAGUUACAGCAACUACGUAAAAAACUUGAAGCAUUUGAAGCCAAAUCUUCUAACGCAUUGAGUACUCAAGGUGACGGUAUUUCUAGAGCAGCGUCGAGUACAUCACUUAAUGCUGAAAACGUAUCGCAGAAUGGUACUCCAUCAUUUGAUACUAUAGGAAACAAUGAAAUAUUAUCCUACAACAAUCUUGAUAAAAAUGCUUUGAUAGAUAGAAUAAUAAAACUGCAACGCACCAAUGUUAAACGCGCGGAAAAAUUGGACUUUUUAGAGGAACAUACAAGAGCAUUGGUUGCAGAGUUGCAAAAAAAAACAAAAAUUAUUCAAAACUAUAUAUUGACCGAAAAUUUCGAUGCGAUGGGAAGCAAUGAAAGAGAUAAAUAUAAGAAUUUGAAGAGUCAUCGAGAUGCUGCUGAAUUGAUAAAACAUGGAGGAAUUAUGGCUUCAGUAUAUCACCAACGAGUGUCUGAUGAUAACAUGACGCUUGAAUUAUCCUUGGAAAUAAAUCAAAAGCUUCAAACAGUUUUAGAAGAUGCUUUGCUGAAAAAUAUUACUUUAAAGGAUAAUAUUGAUACUCUUGGUGAAGAAAUUGCCAGGUUAACGAUCCAAAACCAACAAAAGACAACGAAAUGAUAAA
Chelonus insularis is the source of this 3280-nucleotide messenger RNA. RefSeq names its product coiled-coil domain-containing protein 186 (gene Golgin104). The transcript is spliced from 6 exons. Gene Ontology annotation, biological process: vesicle cytoskeletal trafficking. Lineage: Eukaryota; Metazoa; Arthropoda; Insecta; Hymenoptera; Braconidae. Bases 331 to 3276 code for a protein of 981 amino acids. Gene Ontology annotation, molecular function: small GTPase binding. The record is from RefSeq and is a predicted model, not a curated record. Gene Ontology annotation, cellular component: trans-Golgi network.